AUGAGCGCGGCCCCGGGCACCUCCCGCGCCCCCCAGCCGCUGCUCCGCUUCCCCGACGGGGCGGGCGGGCCGGGCGGCGGGAGAGCGGCGGGGGGGUCGGGCCGCGCCCCGGGGCCGUGCCCCUACCCCUACCCCUGCCCGGGGGGGCCGCGAAAGCGGCGGCGGACCACCUUCAGCCGGGGGCAGCUGUCGGAGCUGGAGCGGGCCUUCGCCGCCGUGCCCUACCCGGACAUCGCCACCCGGGAGCGCCUGGCCGAGCUCACCCAGCUGCCCGAGGCCAAGAUCCAGGUCUGGUUCCAGAAUCGCCGUGCCCGCAGGAUCCGCAGCGCCAAACCGGAGCCGCCGCCGCUGCCGCCGCUGCCGCCACCUGGGGAGUGGGGUCCCCCCGCAGCACCCCCCGACAGCACCGCCCCGGGCCCGGCCCCCGCCCUGCCUCCACCGGGAGCCCGCAGUCCCACUCGGGGCCUCCCCACCUCGCUGGGCGCCAUCUCCGACCUCAUCUACAGCGUGGCCAUCACCAACCUGGGCGAGCUGUAA
Messenger RNA from Gymnogyps californianus (California condor), 537 nucleotides. It is a transcript of the gene SEBOX, whose product is annotated as SEBOX homeobox. NCBI's taxonomy places the organism in Eukaryota, Metazoa, Chordata, Aves, Accipitriformes, Cathartidae. Bases 1 to 537 code for a protein of 178 amino acids. The record is from RefSeq and is a predicted model, not a curated record. Gene Ontology annotation, molecular function: DNA binding. The transcript is spliced from 2 exons.